This is a messenger RNA of Acanthaster planci (crown-of-thorns starfish), 4163 nucleotides long. RefSeq names its product ATP-dependent RNA helicase DDX24-like. The record is from RefSeq and is a predicted model, not a curated record. Gene Ontology annotation, cellular component: cytosol. Lineage: Eukaryota; Metazoa; Echinodermata; Asteroidea; Valvatida; Acanthasteridae. Gene Ontology annotation, molecular function: nucleic acid binding; RNA helicase activity; ATP binding.
UAUGCAAGAUGGCGACUUCCAGAGACAGCACGAGUUCCAAGUUUGAUCCAGCCUUUGAUCAAGUUCAUAGGCGAAAGAAAAUGAAAAAGAAACCUAAACUAGAGACAGGAAAAACUGAAGAAUCUGAUGUGGAAUUCAAAGGAAAGUGGACGGUUGCAGAUGUGGAUUACAGUGCCCUUAAGUUGGACGAACUCCGUGAAUUUAUGGGCAUUGAAGAACUGUCAAUGGAGCACGCGGUAGUUACUGGAAAACCGUCGUCAGCCCACUCAAAGCGUUCAAGGAAUCGUGGUAAACGACGUCGAAAACAGCAACAAAAACAAAAUUCCACUGAAAACCAACAAGUAUCUCCACCCAAGAAGCAGAAAAUGAGAAAUCAGAGGAAAAAUGCUUCUCAAGAUCAUACAAUGUCAGGAAAGAUGCAGCAAGAGUUGACAAAAAGUGAUAUCGGUAAACGUGCAGAAGAAGUUGUAGAGGUUACCAUGAAUACCAAGAGGAAGAGCAUAGACAAAGUAAAGACAGAGAACCAAAACCCCAUGCAGAGUAAGAAGGAAAUGAGUUUCACCAAAGGGAUCUCUGUUCCUAAAAAAGACAGUAAUGUUAAUAUGCCAGCUUGGAAGACUCUCCAUGUUCCUCUGCCAGUUCUUAAGGCACUUCAGGACCUUGGCUACAAGGAACCAACACCUAUCCAGAAAGCAUCUAUUCCUUCAGCCAUUAAAGAUAGCAAGGACAUCGUUGGUGCUGCAGAAACAGGAAGUGGAAAGACACUUGCAUUUGGUAUUCCAGUGAUCCAUAACAUUCUACAACACAAAGCAGCACUACGGCGGGAAGCCAGAUCAAAGAUCUUCAAGGUGGCAAAUACUGAAUCCACAGAUACCACAAAGCAGCAAGAAACAUCUACCAAAAGGACUGUCAAAGAGACAGCAAGUGACCCAAAGAAGGAACAAAAAGCCAUUAAGUCUCCUCACAGUAAAAGAUCUGAUGGCAAGCCAUUAGAACUGGAAAGAACAGUGGUGAAAAGCAAAACAAAACAAAAGAUGACGGGUCAGGAAGAAAAGACAGAAAUUCAAGAACAGGACAGUGAAGAUACAAAUGUGGAAGAUAAUGACGAGUUUGAAAUGGAAGAGACGGAAGAUGACGAUGAAGAUGAAGAUAUUGAAUAUGAUUUUGAUGACGACGAUGAGAUUGAUGAGGAUGAAGCAGAAAGUAUUGAUUUUGAUGAGGAUGAUGCUGAUGACAGUGAAGGCAAUAUUGAUGACAUUGAAGACUGGGAACAAGAGGAUGGAGGAGAUUUCGCUGAGGCACAGAAUGAUGAAGACUGUAUGGAUGAUGAGGGUGAUAAUGAUGAUGACAAAGACCUGAAGGGAAAAGUGGCCAUCAAAAAGAAAGAAAAGAUACCUGUGGAAAAUGACAAACCCUCUGACAGAUCUAAAAAGCCUAAGGGCAAAAAGGGGCAAAGAAAACGGAAAUUCCGCACUCGGGAACGCAAAGUGGUAGAGCUUGAUGGUGCAGAGUUUGAAGGAAUUGAGCUCAUCAAUAAGAUGGACAAACGAGGCUUUGGUUGUGUUAGAGCCAUUGACGACAUCUCAGAUGCAGAACUGUUAUCUCAAGUUGGUCUGGGCGAGGUAGUUGAACAAAUAGAUGAUGCAGGGGAUAGGUCCAGUGAUGACCAAGAGCUUUAUGCCAUGAUAUUGACACCAACAAGAGAACUUGCCAUUCAGGUCAAGAAUCAUUUGGUUGCUGCAUCAAAAUACACUGAUAUCCAGAUUGCAGUGAUUGUUGGUGGAAUGUCAGCACAAAAACAAGAACGAGUACUAAGGAAACGACCAGAGAUAGUGGUAGGCACCCCAGGAAGAAUAUGGGAACUUUUCAGAGAGGGGGAGCCACACUUAUCAACAAUGUCAGGAGUUCGCUGCCUUGUUCUUGACGAAGCAGACAGAAUGAUAGAGAAAGGACAUUACGAACAACUGAUUGAAAUAUUACACCACAUGAAUAACUCUCCUGCUAGUCUUCAACGACAGACAUUUGUGUUCUCUGCAACUUUGACCCUGGUGCAUCUUGGACCUGACCGGAAGAAUUUGGCCAACAAAACCAAUAAGAACAACCCCAAGCAGGAGAAAAAAGACAGAAAAGAGAAACUCAAUGCCCUUAUGAAGAAGGUUGGAAUCCGAGAUGAUCCAAAAGUUGUUGAUCUAACACAGAAACAGGGAACAGUAGCCAGUCUAAUGGAAGCCAAGAUCAUUUGCGAUGUUACAGACAAGGACGUUUACUUGUAUUACUUCCUGCUUCAGUUUCCUGGACGGACCCUGGUUUUCUGUAACAGCAUUGACUGUAUCCGUCGUUUGUGUUCUAUCCUGACACUCCUAGCCUGCAAUCCACUACCUCUACAUUCAUCAAUGCAUCAGAAACAACGAUUGAAAAAUCUAGACCGGUUUGCCUCCAAUUCUACGGCUCUGCUCUUGGCCACGGAUGUAGCAGCGAGAGGCUUAGAUAUCCCUGAUGUACAGCAUGUUAUUCAUUACCAAGUGCCAAGGACUUCAGAGAUCUAUAUCCAUCGCAGUGGACGUACUGCUAGACAAGCCAAGGAAGGCAUUAGCAUCAUGUUGGUAGCUCCAUCUGAAGCACACUUCUACAAGAGAGUCUGUAAGACAUUGAAAAGAGAUGACAUUCCCAGUUUUCCAGUAGAUCACAUGUACUACAGUGCUGUCAAGGAGAGAGUUGACUUGGCCCGACUCAUUGAUCUAACCAAUCACCGCAUGGAAAAGAAGAAGCAUACGAAUAAUUGGUUCAUCAAGGCAGCUAAAGAUCUAGAUGUGGAUCUGGAUGAAGAUUUAAUCUUGCAUGAUCUAGGUGAUGCGAGAGAGCAAGGACAGCAUGAGAGGAAACUUCAGCAUAUGAAAGGUGAAUUGAAGUCACUUCUGAAACGUACCAUCUUCCCUCGUGGAUCAUCUUGGCUGUAUCCAACAGCUGCUGGAAAGCUAGUCAGCCCACUUACACUAGGUACCAGCAGUGCUUUGGGUGUGGUAAAGAGCAAAGUAGAUAAAAGGAAACUUGAGGCCAGUCAGCAAGCUGAGGCAGAACCUCCCAAGAAAGUCAAGAAAUCCAAGAACAAGUUUAAGAGAGCAGCAGAUGAAACGGCAAUCUAAUCCUAACCUCCCAAGAAAGUCAAGAAAUCCAAGAACAAGUUUAAGAGAGCAGCAGAUGAAACAGCAAUCUAAUCCUAAGUGUCCGUUCUUAAAAUAAACGUAUUGCAGCGUCAUGUUUUGACAUUUAUUUUCAAGCAUGAAAGAAUUAUCAGAGACUUUUGCUUGUACACUCUGUUUCCGUUGACAUGGAUUGUUUUAUUUCAUUGUAUGAAUUUUGAAAUGAGAAAGAAAUUUGAUGUCUCUUUCAAAUUACUUUAAUAACACACACUUCAUUUAAAUCGUAAGAUAAGAUUUAAAAUGAAAAAGCAGUUCAAUAUUAAAUGCAAUUAAGCAACUGAAGAAUUUGAAGGAAAAUUUGGAGGCAUAGUCACUAGAUUCCCUAAUUUACACACAGUAAAAUCUAAUGCUUUAUUUCAGUCAUUUUAGUUUUUCCAUUACAUUCUCUAGAAAAGCAAGAUCAAAAUACAUUUCCAGAAAGGUACAAAUGUGAAAUCAAAUUCCAUAUUUUGUAUUUUAAUUCAACUUUCUUCAUUUUGAUUUCAAUUAUUUGUGGCAAACAUUUUAACUCAUCUCUUUCAAUAACUUCAGGUCACCAAGUAAUUUAUGACACACUGGGCUUGCAGCCAUAUUAUACUGGAGGAACUAGAAUACAUCAUUAAAUAUGGUCAAGCUAUUUUAUCAUUAGAAAUGUUCACUAAAUCAUAGAAUUAGCAGUACAUGUAUAGAAAAGCCAUCAAAAAAAAGGGUGGCGAAAGUGUGCCCUUACUGGGAUCAUAUUUUGGGGAAGGAAAAUCUGAACUAAUUUGAGGUAUUUCCAAAUGUCCAACUACAGCAUUGAUCAUCAGUUCUGGGUCCUAGAGCAGAACCAAUGUUUAUAGUACUGUAUCAAAGAAAAGACAAAACUGACAAAACUUACAAGGAAAGGUGAUGAUGAUGGAUACCAGUCAGUUAAAGUCAAUUUGACUCAAACAUGGUAGCAGAUUCUUUUCUAAUAAUCAUAAAGAAACUUCCAUCACAACA